This is a messenger RNA of Nipponia nippon (crested ibis), 1509 nucleotides long. The record is from RefSeq and is a predicted model, not a curated record. NCBI's taxonomy places the organism in Eukaryota, Metazoa, Chordata, Aves, Pelecaniformes, Threskiornithidae.
AUGCCAAUACGCGAUGCUGGGACACGUGAAGCCGGGACACAUAACGCCAAGAUCGGCAGUCCUGGGACACGUGACGCCUGGACAUACAACGCCAGGACAUGCGAUGCUGGGACACGCAACAGUGGGACGCGGCUGGCGGAGGGCGUCAGCCCGGCUCUCCUGCAGUACCUGCAGAUGAAGUGGCCGCUGCUGGACGUGCCCGCCGGCGCCACGCUGAAGGACAGCCGCUCGCCCUCGCCUGCACAUUUGUCGAACAAGGUCCCGGUGGUGCAGCACGCCCAUCACAUGCACCCGCUGACGCCGCUCAUCACCUACAGCAACGACCACUUCUCGCCAGGCUCGCCGCCCGGCCACCUCUCCCCGGAGAUCGACCCGAAGACGGGAAUCCCACGGCCGCCGCACCCGUCCGAGCUGCCCCCCUAUUACCCGCUGUCGCCAGGAGCCGUGGGCCAGAUCCCGCACCCGCUGGGCUGGCUCGUGCCGCAGCAAGGACAGCCCGUGUACUCCAUCCCUCCCGGCGGCUUUCGGCACCCCUACCCCGCCCUCGCCAUGAACGCCUCCAUGUCCAGUUUGAUGUCCAGCCGUUUCUCCCCGCACAUGGUCCCACCGCCCACCCACGGGCUGCAUCCCUCGGGCAUCCCGCACCCCACCAUCGUCUCGCCCAUCGUGAAGCAGGAGCCCACCCAGCCCAGCGUCAGCCCCGGAGCUAACUCGAAAUCCCCUGUCACUGUGAAGAAGGAGGAGGAGAAGAAACCCCACAUCAAGAAGCCUCUCAACGCCUUCAUGUUGUACAUGAAGGAGAUGAGGGCCAAGGUGGUGGCCGAGUGCACGCUGAAGGAGAGCGCCGCCAUCAACCAGAUCCUGGGCAGACGGUGGCACUCGCUGUCGCGGGAGGAGCAGGCGAAGUACUACGAGCUCGCGCGGAAAGAGCGGCAGCUGCACUCGCAGCUCUACCCGACGUGGUCGGCGCGGGACAACUACGGCAAGAAAAAGAAGAGAAAGCGAGAGAAGCUGGCCCAGCAGCAAAGCCACGACACGGAGAGCUCCCUGGCGUCCAAGAGCAAGAAGCCGUGCGUGCAGUACCUGCCGGCCGAGAAACCCUGCGACAGCCCCGCGUCCUCCCACGGCAGCAUGCUGGAUUCGCCUGCCACGCCGUCGGCCGCCCUGGCGUCCCCGGCCGCGCCGGCUGCCACCCACUCGGAACAGGCUCAGCCCCUCUCGCUCACCACCAAGCCGGAGGCCAGGGCUCAGCUCACCGUGCAUUCGGCCGCCUUCCUCUCGGGCAAAGCCGCCUCUUCUUCCUCCUCUUCCUCUUCCUCCUCUUCCUCCUCCUCGAGCCUCGGCAGCCCACCCUCACUCCUCUCCAGACCCAUCCCCUUCACCUCGGUGCCCUCCACGGCUCUCCUGUCCUCGCCUCCGUCCUUCGCGGCCGCCAUCCCGUCCCCGCAGGCUGCCCUGGCCGUGCUGCAAACCCAGCCCCUUUCCCUGGUCACCAAACCUGCUGACUAA